Messenger RNA from Haemonchus placei, 306 nucleotides. The record is from the annotation of a GenBank genome assembly. Lineage: Eukaryota; Metazoa; Nematoda; Chromadorea; Rhabditida; Trichostrongylidae.
AUGCUAAAUUACUUCCAGGCUAAUCGAUCAACAGCAGGAAUUCUUUUGUCAUCAAUGAUCUUCGUAACCAUUCCAAGUGUUGGAGUCGGCUUUGUUGAAAUGCUCGGCUAUUCGAUAUUCAAGAGAAUUGGCCCUUUCUAUAUUGUUGGCUUGCUUUGCGCAGGUGCAUGUAAUGCCAUUAUUUAUGUGGCUCUCAAUCGUGAUAUGCGGAAUUUGGCGAAAAGCUGUAUUUUACGUGUCGAUCCCGCAAGCAGGACCACAAUGACAUCCACGAAGAUUUUUUCGAUACCAAAAUCCCAUGCCUGA